CUGCGCCGGCAUCAAAAGCGGAAGAUCGACGAGGAGAGAAGGUUUGUGCAGUGUCUCUACACACACGGGGCGGGAAAGACCUUGUUACCUCACAAUAAUCACCUCAGGCUCAGAGAAGGCUGUUGCCAGAAAGAGAACAAAGAUAUUAGACACUUGAGUUCCUGUGCUCAGAACACUAAAACAGCAAAAUGAGACAAUAUUUCUUGCUAUUGCUGGCCUUCAGCUACGUCCUUGCUGAUGAAGAUGAUAGGAAAGAUAAUGUUGGCACUGUAAUUGGAAUCGAUCUGGGUACCACUUAUUCCUGUGUGGGCGUCUUCAAAAAUGGGCGUGUGGAAAUCAUUGCCAAUGACCAGGGCAACCGGAUCACUCCAUCUUAUGUGGCCUUCACAAGUGAAGGAGAGCGUUUGAUUGGUGAUGCUGCAAAGAACCAGCUGACUUCAAACCCAGAGAACACCGUCUUUGAUGCCAAACGUCUUAUUGGGCGCACAUGGAAUGAUCCUGCAGUGCAACAGGAUAUCAAAUACUUUCCAUUCACGGUCAUUGAGAAGAAGAACAAGCCUCAUGUUCAGAUUGAUGUUUUGGGGCAGGUCAAGACAUUUGCCCCAGAAGAGAUCUCUGCUAUGGUAUUGACCAAGAUGAAGGAGACUGCUGAGGCCUACCUUGGCAAGAAGGUCACCCAUGCUGUAGUAACUGUUCCAGCCUACUUCAAUGAUGCUCAACGUCAGGCUACAAAGGAUGCUGGGACUAUUGCUGGAUUGAAUGUAAUGAGGAUCAUCAAUGAGCCGACUGCUGCUGCAAUCGCUUACGGCCUGGAUAAGCGCGAGGGUGAAAAGAACAUUUUGGUGUUUGAUCUUGGUGGUGGCACUUUUGAUGUGUCGUUGCUCACCAUUGACAAUGGUGUCUUUGAAGUGGUUGCAACAAAUGGAGAUACUCACUUGGGUGGUGAAGACUUUGAUCAGCGUGUGAUGGAACACUUUUUCAAGCUGUACAAAAAGAAAACCGGAAAGGAUGUGCGGAAAGAUAAAAGAUCCAUGCAGAAGCUUCGUCGUGAAGUUGAAAAAGCCAAACGCGCACUUUCUGCCCAGCAUCAGGCGAGGAUUGAAAUAGAAUCUUUCUUUGAGGGAGAGGACUUCUCUGAAACCUUAACUCGUGCCAAGUUUGAGGAGCUGAACAUGGAUCUCUUUAGAUCAACUAUGAAGCCUGUACAGAAGGUGCUGGAGGAUUCUGACCUGAAGAAAUUGGAAAUUGAUGAAAUUGUGCUUGUAGGUGGUUCCACCCGUAUCCCUAAGAUUCAGCAACUGGUAAAGGAGUUCUUCAAUGGCAAGGAGCCCUCCCGUGGCAUUAACCCUGAUGAGGCUGUUGCCUAUGGCGCCGCUGUCCAGGGUGGGGUUCUCUCAGGAGACGAGGAUACUGGUGAACUUGUUCUGCUGGAUGUCUGCCCCUUGACUCUUGGAAUUGAAACUGUCGGUGGAGUCAUGACCAAACUCAUCCCGAGGAACACUGUUGUCCCAACCAAAAAGUCCCAAAUCUUUUCAACUGCUUCCGACAACCAACCCACUGUCACCAUCAAAGUAUACGAAGGUGAACGUCCUCUGACAAAAGAUAACCAUCUUCUGGGAACCUUUGACUUGACUGGGAUCCCUCCAGCACCUCGUGGUGUUCCUCAGAUUGAAGUAACCUUUGAAAUUGAUGUGAAUGGAAUCCUUCGCGUUACGGCUGAAGACAAGGGCACUGGCAAUAAGAACAAGAUUACCAUCACUAAUGACCAGAACCGACUGACCCCAGAGGAGAUUGAAAGGAUGGUGAACGAUGCUGAGAAGUUUUCUGAAGAGGACCAGAAACUCAAAGAGCGCAUUGAUUCCAGAAAUGACCUGGAGAGCUACGCUUAUUCUCUGAAGAACCAGAUUGGAGACAAAGAGAAACUGGGUGGUAAACUGUCAUCUGAGGACAAAGAAGUCAUUGAGAAAGCCGUGGAAGAAAAGAUCGAAUGGCUUGAAAGUCACCAGGACUCUGACAUAGAAGAUUUCAAAGCCAAGAAGAAGGAACUUGAAGAGAUUGUACAACCGAUCGUCAGUAAGCUAUAUGGAGGUGCAGGAGAAGCCCCAGUGCCAGAGCCAGAGCCAGAGGAUUAUGAGAAGGAUGAAUUAUAAUCUCAAAGUCUCCCAAGAUGUUGAUUUUGUAAAUAUUGGACUGACUUUAUUGUCUGGGAAAGGAUUUGGAUGUUGGACUUAAAUCUUGAAUGUAUGAGCGGAGUCUUCACUGCUGAGUGGAGUUAACAUACUGGGCUCAAUGGCUGCCCAACUGCUUUGCAUUGCAGUUAGCGCAUGAAAUGUUUGAAGGGGAGUGUAUUGGGGUGGGGGGGGGGAAUAGUGGAGUAAAGGGGUUGGAACACAAUUUUCUCCAAGUGCAUAAAACAUUUUUCUAUUUAUUUGGAAUUGGUUGUUUGGUCUGUGUAAAAUGUAGAAGAUGUUUUCUACUGUAAUUGACCAAUAAAUGUUAUGUUUGAUAUGAA
Callorhinchus milii (elephant shark) is the source of this 2512-nucleotide messenger RNA. RefSeq names its product heat shock protein 5 (gene hspa5). Gene Ontology annotation, molecular function: ATP binding; misfolded protein binding; heat shock protein binding. The record is from RefSeq and is a predicted model, not a curated record. The coding region runs from base 189 to 2150 and encodes 653 amino acids. Gene Ontology annotation, cellular component: membrane; endoplasmic reticulum lumen; cytoplasm. The transcript has 10 exons. Gene Ontology annotation, biological process: cellular response to unfolded protein; protein refolding; endoplasmic reticulum unfolded protein response. Lineage: Eukaryota; Metazoa; Chordata; Chondrichthyes; Chimaeriformes; Callorhinchidae.